Molecule: messenger RNA, 2603 nt
Organism: Cuscuta epithymum
Lineage: Eukaryota; Viridiplantae; Streptophyta; Magnoliopsida; Solanales; Convolvulaceae
Source: the annotation of a GenBank genome assembly
AUAGGUAAGCAAAGAUGCGUGUGAUUCUCAUGUCUCAAGAGCUAUAUGUCAAAGGUUUUUUCCAUACUCCCGCAAUCGUAAACUUCUUCUGUAUCCAUGGAGUUUCUAGGUCAUCCGCACCAAUCUCCGAACAUACGUGUGAUGAUGAAGGUAGAUGGGGAGUGAGAUAGUAACAUUGAGUUUCACAGUUUGUAGGUCAUUCACACCUUUGUCAUGCUCAUUUCACGAUUUCUGUGCCAUUGUGUAUGGUUCCUUGGGCGUAAAAUAUUCCGACGAAUGUAUACAAAUUUCAUACGUUUAUGAAGCAUGUCCUCCCCCUCUUAUUAUCAAUGAUGAUUCUAGUUUGAUGUUUUAUCUACAAAUGAAGUGCAUUUAAUCAGAACUGAAUAAACUUCCCCACUUUGUCAAAAUACUUCAUGGACUUGAAGAUGAGUUUAGUUAUUUGUUUGACGUGUGCUAAAUGAUUGUAACAAUGAGGCAUGCGAUGAUGAUGGCUUGAAAUUCACAAUUGAAUUGGAAGCAGUUGGUAGAGCGGAUGAAGCAACCCAUGGUCCGGGGAUGCUAUAGUUCACGAUUCCAGCAUCGAAUGUAGUGUUAUUUGAUAUCAAACACACAUGUUCAAUGGAUCUUAGAUAAGCUAAUAGCCAUCAAGCAUCUGCAUCUCUUAUUGCCGAACUCAUUCAACAUGAAUAUGAUGACACCUCCGAAAACGUUUACACACCUCAAACAAUUAUGACAGCUAUAAUAAGACUUCUUGGUAUCAUAAUGUCUCACAAAAAGCUUGGCAUGCAAAGGAAAUUGCAAUGAAACUGGCUCGGGGAUCUGAAAAGGAGUCGUAUAAUAGACUGUCAUCUUGUGUUAUAUGCUGGAUCAAGCAAAUCCAGGUUCUGUUUCAUAUUCUUGCAAUUUAAAUGGAGGAUUUGAGUAUUUUUUAUGUCUCUUGCGCCAUGGAGGAAUAAAUGGGAACAUUGCAUCCCAUUAGUUAUUGUUGAUGGUUCUUUUAUGAAGUCGUAUUAUAAGGGAACAAUACUAACGACAUGCACUCAAGAUGCCAACAAACAAAUUUUUCCACUUGUGAAGUGUUGAAAACACUGUGAAGUGGUCAUGGUUUUUCAAUAUGUUGAAAAAGUCUCUUAAACAUAAGGAUGACUUAUAUGUCGUGUCCGAUUGCCAUGAGGGAAUCUUAAAUGUUGUGCAUUCAGUGUUUCCACAUGCGAAACAUAGUUUUCGUGGAUCGGCACGUUCGGUGUCUUGGAUAUUUUUACAGGCAGCUAGGGCAAGUUCAGUGUAUGAAUGCGAAGAGCACAUAUCCAUGCUUGAUUAUGAUUACCCUCCAUCGUAUACGAAAAUACUUGGAAAGAAUUGUAACGACAAGUGGUCUCGUGCAUAUGCUAGCCUCAAUAGAUACUCGGUUAUAAUGUCCAAUAAUGCAGAGUCUCUGAAUGUUGUUGCUGUCACUGCUCGUGAGUAUCCAAUUUGCGAGUUGGUAGAAUUUAUUGUAGGCACAAUGCAGAAAUUGCUGCAUCUAAUCAUUCUCGGUUCUCUACCCAUUUUGAAUCUCAGCUGAUUGUAUCUCAAGCUAGUGCAGCUUUAAUGCAGGUAAAGCCAUCAUGCAAUUUUGAGUUUGAGGUUUUUGACAGAAAAAGAAGAUCAUAUGUUGUCAAUUUAAGAGAAGUGAUUUGCAUUUGUCGUGAAUUCCAACUAGAUGGCUUCAUAUGUGUUCAUGUUGUUGCUUCAAUUCGAUCUCGCUCCGGUCUUUCUUGUUAUGACUAUAUCCCCGAGUAUUACACUCAUCAUAAAUGGUUUGCAACUUACGAGGGUAUUAUUCAUCCCAUUGGUAGUCCCAAUGGUUUGGUUGUUACCCAUUAUAUAGAAGACCUCAUUUGUAACCCCCUCAUGUUCGAAGCGCCCCCCUGGAAGACCUAAGAAGCGACACAUGCCAUCCAUUGGUGAAAAUGUGAGAAAACAAAAGUGCUUCAGCUUGAGUGCUUGACUCAUUUCAUAAGUGGCACCAUGGGUUCAAGUUUUUUAUGACUCUUUUAGCUCUCAUAUAUUCUUGUGGAACCCAUCAACCCAACAUUGCUCAAAAGUGCUUCAGCUUGAGCGCUUAGCUCAUUUCUUAAGUGGCACCAUGAGUUCAGGUUUUUUUACUGACUCUUCAACUAGAGAUUACAAUGUCAUUAUAUUACUUUCUCGUUUGGUUGUUGUUGCCAGUCUCGAACAGAAAGAGUGGCGAGAGUUGUCCUUUCCCAACAACUUGCGUUGUGGUAGAGAUGUUGUUCAAUUCCGCAAUAUAUUUCAUUUUGAAGCAAUUGAUCUACAAUUGGGAAAGGAUCACUUUUCAAGACAUUAUAAAAUCCUUUAUUGUGAUACAUAGAGUGAAAAAUUUGAACCUUUCCAUGCACCCAAAGUAAAGGAUGGAGUAGUUCAAGAAAUAAGUGCUUUUGGGGUUAUAGAGGAUUGUUUUUCUAAAGCCAUCCCCAGUUGGUGUAACAAUACCACGAAAAUAUGGUGUAAAUACCACAGAAAUACUUUCCAUGAAGAAAUAUGGUGUAGCUGAAUCAUGGGUUACCAUGUUUAUCAUCUCAGGGUCUGAACACUCG